Molecule: messenger RNA, 2388 nt
Organism: Pseudophryne corroboree (corroboree frog)
Lineage: Eukaryota; Metazoa; Chordata; Amphibia; Anura; Myobatrachidae
Product: melanin-concentrating hormone receptor 1-like
Exons: 3
Coding region: 201-1325 (374 amino acids)
Biological process (GO): neuropeptide signaling pathway
Cellular component (GO): plasma membrane; neuron projection
Molecular function (GO): melanin-concentrating hormone receptor activity; neuropeptide binding
Source: RefSeq, a predicted model, not a curated record
UGCAUGUAAUGAGCUACUCGUAAUGCUGGUGCCUGCAGGACUGUGUGCAGUCAUUGGCUGCCUGCAUCUUACGCUGCCCAGGAUCACACAAAACCCUGAUUGCGGGCUCAGUAGUGCAGUGAUUGGAGGGCUUGCUGGUUUUCAUUCACAGAGGAGAGCAGAGGACCAGUCGGCAGCAUCCUCUCAAGGGCUCCAUAAACAUGGCGGAGCUGGAGAAUGGGGUCCAACUGGGUCCAUGUGACUGCAAUGACUCCAAUUUGACUGGCACAGGCACUCCAUCUGCUGUGUUCAGUAGAAGACAAGACCAUGACAGCAUCAUUCUUCCGGUCAUCUUUGGCAUCAUCUGCUUGGUAGGCACUAUUGGAAACUGCAUUGUCAUCUACACCAUAAACAAAAAGCCAAAAGGAAACCACAACAUUGCCGAUAUCUUCAUUGUGAGCCUGUCAGUGACCGAUCUCCUCUUCUUGCUUGGGAUGCCAUUUUUAAUUCACCAGCUUCUGGGCAAUGGAGUCUGGCAUUUUGGUGCCACCAUGUGUACUCUCAUCACAGCUUUGGAUGCCAACAGCCAGUUUGCCAGCACCUAUAUCCUGACUGCAAUGUCCAUUGACCGCUACCUUGCCACGGUACACCCCAUCCGCUCUUCGUAUGUGAGGACAACCUGUGCAGCGGCUAUGGUCAUCUUGAUGUUGUGCCUCUGUUCCCUGAUCACCAUCAUCCCCGUUUUCAUGUACACCCAACUUAUUGAGCUUCCAGAUGGCAAUGCCGGUUGUGGCAUCAUUUUGCCCAACCUGUCGAUUGACAUUUAUUGGUACACUCUCUAUCAGUUCUUUCUGGCCUUCGUCAUCCCUCUCCUCAUCAUCUGCGUUGUCUACAUCAAGAUCCAGAAGCAUAUCUCAUGCAUGGUGGUCCCUCUACCCCAAAGGAACUUCAGAGUACGCUCCAAGAAGAUCACUAGGACAUCUGUCACUAUUUGUUCUGCCUUCUUCAUUUGUUGGGCUCCGUACUAUAUUUUGCAGCUGGUGCACCUGAAAGUAGAAGAUCCUACGGUGAUAUUUCUGUAUGCCUACAACGUAGCGAUCAGCCUUGGCUAUGCUAAUAGCUGUAUAAACCCAUUUAUUUACAUCGUCUUAAGUGACACCUUCAAGAGACAUCUGAUUAAGGCUGUAUGUCCAGGGCAGCAGCAGAGGCGAGGUGAGAGGCACACCACCAGUGAGGUCAGCCCUUCUGUCAGAAUAUGCUCUGUGCCCACUCAGGAGACCUCUCUAAGCAUGAUGUAUGCCCACAACAUAGACAAUUACAUUUCUCUGUCCGUUUCUGUCCCGUGAACAAAUCACCUUAAAGAAGCCACUGGGAUAUUGCACAGAACUCAUUGCUUAAAGGACAACGAUCUCAACGUGGAAGGGUUUAAGGAAAACAUUUUCACAAAUGGAAUUAUUUCAGUUUUCUCGUCUUCACCCCAUAAAAUUAAACAUCAAAAAGCUCCAGUUCUAGCUCAACCCUUACUGCACUCUCUCGCUGAGCUGGGAGACAGGCAAUGGGUCAUAUUUACAGACUAGGAAAAAUGUGGAUGUGCAGGCAAUUUGCUCUUGUACAACUGCCCCUAUUCACCUAUUUUACAUUAUUCUUGUUGCAUUACGGUUUGCACAUUUUGCACUGGUCUGUGCAUGCCCGCAGAUGGAAAAGCACAUAGAUGGAGUAUAAGACAUGCCAGGAAAAAAGUCAUGCCUAUGUCCAAUGUGGUGGCAACAUUGCAGUAGAUAAGAGACUCUAUGGACUUCUAUACAGGGCUGGACUGGCCAUCUGGCAUUUCUGGCAACUGCUAGAACGGUCAAUGGCCUGAUGGGACAGUCUGGCCCGAAAGCCUGGCCAAGCAGCUCCUCCUCCAGGCGCUCUGCUGGGCUGACAUGCUGAGGGAAUGCCUGGGCCCAAUUACAUCCCCAGUCCAUCCCUGCUUCCACUUAUUAUGUAUUUAUUUACUAGCAAUUAUUUAUAUAGCGCACACAUAUUACAUACCCUGUCACAUACCCAGAUGACACAUAGGUAUGCAACAGGGUAGACGCACCAGGAGGGGUAAAACAAAUGAUUGAGGAUCUAGGUAGACUAGAGGAAUGGGCAAGAAUGUGGCAAAUACAGUUUAAUGUAAACUAAUGCAAAAUCAUGUAUUUGGGUCUCAAGAACCCAAAGGCUAAACCGCUCUGAAAUUGUCGGGUUUUUUUUAUGAGUGAAUGAGGUGAAGAACAUGAAUUUAACCCUAUCCUAAACGAUUUUAGUAAAAAGAAAAAAUAUAUACAUUUUUUUUUUAAUUAUCCCCCAAAACAUCGAUCGGGAACAUUGCAACCAUUGGAACAUCACAACCAUUGUGACUUUAGUUUUUAGGUCCUGGACAGC